Messenger RNA from Petromyzon marinus (sea lamprey), 4286 nucleotides. NCBI's taxonomy places the organism in Eukaryota, Metazoa, Chordata, Hyperoartia, Petromyzontiformes, Petromyzontidae. The record is from RefSeq and is a predicted model, not a curated record.
UUUGACUCGGGGGAUGCGCGCGGCUGUCAAAGUUGAAUGGUGAGCAACUACUCGGCUCGCCUGCUCAAUUCGACCUCCCGGCGCGGCAGCUGAAACAAUGCGCGCGUUUGUUCAGUCUCCCCUGCCUCUCCCGGCCAGGGCGUCAGGAGUAGAACAGAUUGAAGCCACGUGGAGUCAACGAGCAAGCUCGUGCGUGUGACAUCUGACCAGCAUGGAAGAGUAGGCCAAUAUAUCCUGCAAGAAUGGCUCUCUCUUUCUCUCUCGAGCUGCCUUCAAGUGAAGACCCUUCUGCCAGCCAUAGCAUGAACGAGUAAUUGCUGAAUUUUACGUUCACCUUACUCUAUUCAAAAUGCAGUGGUGUCUCGGAUGUCCAAAUGUGCUAUUGAGUGGCACUUAUUUUCGUUGGUGGUCUCUGUGCCGCAGUUGACAUUUACUUUGUCGUUAAAGGGGUCAAACUCUCCGUGGGAACAAUUAUCUUUUUUGAGAUUCAUACAUUUGAUCAAUUGUCGGUGGGCUGAUGGGCUGAGUUGACCCCCUGACCGGGAUUGAACUCCUAACUUUUUAAUUGUGAUAUUGCGUAGGGGGGUUUUCUUUAAGGUUGUGCUGUACACGCGAUACAACCCGAAGGUACAUCGGACAGAUAUAUUUUUUUUAUUUUGCGAAUUGAAGAAUCUCUGCAUAGCUACACCAAGCUUGGUGCUUAUAAGUCAGUUGGAGGGGAUUGUAUGUGUACUGUCUUCUGUAUGUCGGUGAGUGUUUUACGUACAAAGUUAGGUAUUUUUUUUUAAUGAACAUCUGCAUUUUUUAGACGUAGAAGCCAUAGCAGGUGAAAAGAACGGAGAUGUCACAAUGUGUUUUUUGCGGUUUCAACGCCGUAAAUAUAAAAUUAGCACACUGUGCAGGAGCACUGCUCUACUGAAAAUGUGGGUGGUAAAAGGCAGAAGUGAUUCACAAAUGUUCUUGACUGACGGUGAAGGAAGAUCGAGGGAAUUGUGAAGUGAUGUAAUAAUGGUGUGAGCAGGCACUGUAAUGUAAUGCUCCGGGCACAUUGUUAUAACCGUGAAAUAAUUGAAGACUUACAUUUGUUUUAAAUGAUCAUAUAAAUAUAGAAACUGAAAACACUGGACAUUUAAAAAAAAACAUAGACAUGCAUCCACAAUUGUGCCCACAUUCAUUAUUGUUAAGCUAAUCAUCCCUUUUUGGUGUCUUCAUUCACACGAUGAUUCACCCAUUGCCUAUUUGAAUGACAUUUUACGUUGAUCAUGUCGAGUACUAGUCAUUUAUUGGACCGAAUGGCUUCACUAGUAAAAAGAAUGCUGCCCUAUGUCGUAAGUCACGGAGGGUGUUUGACCAUAUUUCACAAUGCUGGUGAGUUUGGGUUUGUGAAUGGGGAAGGUCUAGGAUUGGUUCAUAUAUCAGUCACCACUCGUGUGAACUGUGGUUGGGAAUUUAACUCAGUUUCCCAAGUCCGUAGUUGUCUCCGCGCUAACCACUGCACACUUGCUCCAAUUUCACUGUGUGGUGAACAAUACAUUAUCUUUACGUAUUAUCCAGCUGAGCUAAGCCAAGUGAAAUAUUUGAAGGUAAUUCCCAUACUCUCCAGAUAAUCUCAAACAUAACUAAUUAUUGUUUGUCAAGGUCUAACUCUCUAUUUCUAUGUAUAAUAAGAUAAUUGUUAUUGCGAGUUUGUUUAAGUUGAAGUGAUGUAUUUAUAUAUUGUUAAAUGCUGCUCACAUUUCCUUUUGCGGACGUUGUGUAUUUGUGGCACAAUGCUAUCAUCUCUGUGGCCCGGAUUUGAUUAAUAGCCAAGCCACAGCACAACGUCAGAGCCAAGUAAUAUCUGAACAUAUCCGUAGGGCUCCUCGGAUCGACUCGACCUUAGAAAUGAGUAUUUUGUGCACUGGAUGAACAUUGACAUGUGUGAGAAAAAGAGGCAGUUAGUGGUGUUUGUCAUACAACCCUGUUGUAUCCUUUGCUUCCCACGAUAGGCGGUCACUAUAUACCACGGGAGUUUCCUCCCGUGGUAUAUUCUAUUUGUGCGUAUGGCAAUAUGUUUUCAGGAGCUAAAAUGCCAAUGUCGAGGUCUGAUAGCCAUGUCGCGGCUUUACGGAUGAGAGUUGGUAUAGUAUUGAUAUUCCUACAUUCAAGGAGCGCAGACUUCUGUGGUUUACUUUGCAAUCCAUAGUAUGGACACGUGGUCUAUAAGGUUAAACGAGGUGAUCCUCGUCUUGUACACAUAUCUGCACAUUGCAGCUUAGCCGCAUGAACAGAGUUUAACACGCGUCAUGACAGAGGCAGCCAAAGUAGGGAAAAUGCUCGAGGGGAUGUCUGCCGAGGAGACGGAGUUGAUUAAAGUUUGUGGGCUCUGAACCUUGACUGCAGCCUUGCACCCCUUUGGUUCUUAAUCGUAAACAAAACAAAAAUGUGUAAUGUUAAUAAAUACAUAGGUUUGAUGAAGCAAAGUUAGUUGUACUUACGUGCCCGUGCUUAUUUUAGCUUUCGAUGGUUUACCUUCGAAAAUAAUCUGGCAUGUCUCGCACCCCAAGGGGUGCAUGCACCCCAGGUUAAGAAGAAGAAGAACCACUGUGCUAGAUGGAUUGCUGCAUCGAUGGAUGUGAGAGCUCGCGAUGGUUUUGAGAGGGAUUCAUGCAGCAGUAAAUUGACUGUAGCUCAUGGUGAUUUUAUGCAUUGCUAUGUUCCACCAACAGGUUCAAGAAAUUGCGAUGACGCUGAAGAACAGAAUGGGGACAUGUCUCUUCAUUUUAUACUUGUCUAUGUCAGCCAACUGCUUCAACUACCAGUCCACAAGGACACCUAAAAACCACGUGUGCAUCACGGAUAAGAUAUUACACGUGGAGGCACUCGAGGGUGACGCAUCAAUGAUAGCGUGUGACCUGUCAAAUGAAAUUUCUACGUCCGAUGCCACCGCUGUCAGAUGGCACAAGGUUUCAAAUGACUCCUCAAGCCAACGGGCUUUAGCAUUCGAAGAGCACCGCGUUGUGGAGGAUGGCCACGCCGUGUGGUUUCUACCAAGUCACAGAGAUGAUCAAGGGCUUUACGUCUGCCAUCUGCAAAAUGCAAUUUCCUGCAUUAACUUCACAGUGGCUAUUAGAGAAAACCGCCUUUGCUACAGUGGAAAUAAUGUAUACAGUAGCUUUACUAAAAGUGGAAAGAAUAAACGCUUGUUUUGUCCACGUGAUAUUCUUCAGUCAUCAGAGAAUGCAAACUUCACUUGGUACAAGAAUUGUCGUGCCAUAGAUACGAGUGCAGAGCAGAACAGAGGGAAUGAAUUGACGAUCCACAACGUGACUGUAAAAGAUGCGGGGAAAUACACAUGUGAAGUGCACUUCCAGAAGUUUGGCAGACAUCAUAAAGCAAGCAAAACAUUUAGCCUGCAAGUGAAAGAAAUUGUGAUGGGAAAAAAGCCUGAAAUUCUUCAACCUCGAAAGAAUAAUUUCAGAAACGUUUCUCUUGGUCAGGCAGUAAACAUAACUUGCAAGGUUAUGUACAACCUUGGCCACGAUUUAUAUCCUCUGGUGUGGUGGACAUCCAAUGGAAUUUUCAUUGAGGACAAUCAUGAAGAAAACGGCCUAAUUGAGAGCAGUUACAGGAAUGUGUCCUCCAAUGAGACUUGUUCUGUCAUUGAAAGGACAUUGACAAUCAACAAAGUACAGCCCAACCAUCUUGGCUACACCUUUACUUGCUUUGCACAGAAUGGAGUUGGGAUGAAUUCUGCAAGCGUACGCUUACAGCAACAAUGUUCAAGCAUGGGCGUCAGAUCCAAGGCAUCAAAAAAGGCCCUUUACAGAAUUCUUUUUUUCGUGCUGCCCUUCUUCAUACUCUUAUUAUAAAACUCAAUGUUAUGUUUAGCAGAAUGUAUAGGCUAUCUUGCACUCCUUUACCCUCUGUAACUUGAGCACGUAAGAUACAGAAACAUUAUUCACAUACAGUGUAUAUAUUGUUUGAAAAAAUAUAAAUAAUUACGUUUUGUAGUGUUAAUUUUGAAGCAUGCGUACCAUAUGCUCGGUGUUGAUUGCAGACAGCCCAUGUAAUAAACAUUCCCUGAAUAUAAUUAGACACGUUUUAAUAAAGCGCAAUGUUUAUUUACAAAGGGUUAUCAUGGUUUCUGUCUUUUAACUAUGCAAUGUACAACUGGGAAAAUGUAUAUAUUACAAUAAACAUUAUUUUUCACAUUAAUAUAAUGAAAUGUAUAAAAAGUGUCAUUGGUAAAAUUAUUUGUCGUAAACCGUAACAAAAAAAUGUAUUCAAAUAAAGUGGAAAAUUAU